AGAAAUUGAUUGAAUCAAAAGGGAUUUGAUAAAAAUUUUGAUUUCGAGAGUGCUUCGGAGCAGAAGAACGAGCAAGCUAGGGUUUUCUUCUAUCAAAUCCAGAUAGAAUCAAAGCUAUUCAUCGAAAUUAGGGUUUUUUUUUUGUUCCCUUAAUUUUUCCUUGUAGUAGCUUCUGAUCCUUCGAUUUCCAUGGCGGAUGGGUACUGGAACCAGCAGCGACAGCAACAUCAUCUUCCUAGUGGUCCUCCGAAACGUCCCCGUUCCGAUUUCGAAGCUCCACCAUCAACAAUGGCUACAGGGCACGGUGGUGGUUAUUAUCCGCGGGAUGAGGAUCUCGAUGUUCCCGAUACUAGAACUAUUGGUUCAGCUUACGAUCGCUAUCUCCAGAGCGUGCAAUCGUCUUCUAUGCAAUCAGGAGAAGGUGGUUCUGUUUCCAUGGGAAGACCAGGAGGUAACGGUCAAACCAUAGAUGAUUUUAUGAUGAGACGUGGUGGAGUUCUCCCUCUAGACCAUGGUCCAAAUGGCCAUGCCAUUGGUUUUGAUCCCCCAGAAUCUGUUGGUAGGCGUAACCGGGAGACACUUCCUUUACCUCCAGAUGCAUCCAACACUUUAUAUGUUGAAGGACUUCCUUCUAAUUGCUCAAGGAGGGAAGUAGCUCAUAUAUUUCGACCGUUUGUAGGAUACAGAGAAGUGAGACUUGUGACCAAAGACUCCAAACAUCGGAAUGGAGAUCCUAUUGUUCUUUGCUUUGUUGAUUUUACAAACCCUGCCUGUGCAGCGACUGCUCUGAGCGCCUUACAAGGCUAUCGAAUGGACGAAAACGAGUCUGAUUCCAAGUUCCUGCGGCUCCAGUUUUCUAGAAAACCAGGUUCAAGACCAGGACAACGAGGAAGAAGGUGAUGACUCAGGGACAUUGUGUUCAUAUUAUUGACUUGUAUUCCUCUCCUUUUGUCUCCUCUUUGUUGUCUUUCAAUAAGUUUUGUUUAUAUGUAUUAUUUGAAGACGUGUUUGGAGGUGCUGUAGACGGGGAAGACUUUGUUUUUUUUGGCAUAGUUUGGGAAGACUUAUGAAUAAUAGUUGAGAUAAGUUUUAAUAGAUCUUUUUGUGGUCCGAAUUAUGUAAUGUUAUCUUCUUACAUUUAUUGUCUGACUGUGUAAACUUUAUGUAGUAGUACACAUUGACAAGAAAAGAGGCGUGUUUGC
Molecule: messenger RNA, 1202 nt
Organism: Arabidopsis arenosa
Lineage: Eukaryota; Viridiplantae; Streptophyta; Magnoliopsida; Brassicales; Brassicaceae
Source: the annotation of a GenBank genome assembly